Molecule: messenger RNA, 658 nt
Organism: Acanthocheilonema viteae
Lineage: Eukaryota; Metazoa; Nematoda; Chromadorea; Rhabditida; Onchocercidae
Source: the annotation of a GenBank genome assembly
AUGUUACUUUUCAUUGUAUUUGCCGCAAUUAUCGUUGUUGUGAAAAGUCGAAUGACGGAAGAGCAACGUGAAAUUAUCCUUCGCUGCCAUAAUGAUGCGCGCUCGAGAGCGAUUCGUGGUGAGCUUAAAAACAAAGAUGGCAUAUUUAUGCCACAUGGAAGGAAUAUGCUCGAAAUGACGUGGAAUUAUGAGCUCGAAGAUUCCGCGCAAAAAACGGCAGAACUCAUUGAGUUCUCACCAAAAGAUAUUAUUGAAAAAAUCGGUGAAAAUGUCCAUUUUCAUUCAAUGAUAGAAGGCGUUACAAUUGAAGAUAUGACAAGUAUUAUUAGUAGGGCUGCAUGCGAAUCUUGGGAAGCAGAACAUCGGGAAUUGCACCAGGAUAAUUCAAGUAAUAGAUUUAAUCCUCUCAAUAAUUCUGCUUCUCAUUUCACACAGAUGAUUUGGGGUGAAACGCAUGAAAUUGGCUGCGGUAUGGCUCAAUAUAAACUCAAACUUGACUUUAUGCAGUUUGUUUGUCACUAUUGGCCACGUGGAAAUAUACCAAAUGAAUUGAUAUAUGAACUUGGCGAACCAUGUAAAGACGAUAAUGAUUGUAAUGCUGACAUUUGUUUAAAAGAAUCUGGAUUAUGUAGAAAAAAUAGACGAAGGGGCAUUAGUG